Molecule: messenger RNA, 1004 nt
Organism: Monomorium pharaonis (pharaoh ant)
Lineage: Eukaryota; Metazoa; Arthropoda; Insecta; Hymenoptera; Formicidae
Product: putative nuclease HARBI1
Exons: 3
Coding region: 16-960 (314 amino acids)
Source: RefSeq, a predicted model, not a curated record
CUUAUUAUUUGAAGAAUGAAACCUUUAACGUUUGAAUUUAUUUUAAAUCAAAUUGGAGAGCAACUUUGUCGUACUACAAAUGGAAAUGAUAUGAUAGCUGCAGAAAAACAACUUUUAUUAAGUUUAUGGCGAUUUGCAACUCCUGAUUCAUACAGAUCAAUAAUUCACAGAUUUAAUGUCGCUAAAGACACGGCAAUAAAUAGUGUGCGCCGUUUAGUUAAAGCAUUAUGUAUGCUUUCACCAAGAUUUAUAAAAUGGCCUACCGAAAAUAAAAUACAAGAAAUUAUAUGUGGCUUCUUUAAUACAAGUGGUUUUCCUGAUACAAUUGGGGCUAUAGAUGGAACCCAUAUAAAUAUUCCUGCACCUGCAAUAAACCCUGAAGCUUAUGUUAAUAGGAAGGGACGACAUUCAAUUCAACUACAAGCUGUUUGUGACCACACAAGAUACUUUACACAUAUAUAUGUUGGAAAUGUGGGUUCUGUUCACGAUGCACGUGUUUUCCGCUUAUCAUCUUUACAAGAUUAUAUCAAUGAUCCAAUAAAAUUUCCAAAUAAUACACACAUUAUCGGAGAUGCUGCUUAUACAUUGCAUAAACAUUUAUUAGUCCCUUAUUCUGAUAAUGGCCAUCUUACACAAUGCCAAAAAAACUAUAAUUUUUGUCAUUCGUCUACUAGGAUGGUAAUUGAAAGAGCGUUUGGCCUUUUAAAAGAACGUUGGCGAAGUUUAUUACAUGUAUUAGCAGUAAAUCGUGUGGAUUUGGUGCCUUAUUAUGUAUUAACUUGUUGCGUAUUGCACAACAUUUGUUUGCUACAUAAAGAUGAAAUAGAAAUACAAGAUAUUGUAAUAGAACUUCAAGAAGCCGAAGUCCAAAGAGCCCGAAUUAUAGAGAAUAAUGACAGAAAUGUUGCGAUAGCCAAGAGAAAUAAUAUAAGUGUAAACUUACCUGUAAGAAAUGUAUAAUAUAUGAAGUAUAAUAAAUGGCUUAAAUGUAGCAGUUUGUUCAU